GUGAUGUAUAGUUUAGAAGUGUAUCAGUUCUCAAAUCCAUUUGUUUAUGGUCAAUAAGAUGUACAAUUUUGUUGAGGUGUUGGUCCUUCUAUUAAGUAAUUCACAUAUGAGCAAGAGACCCCAUAAUUGAUUCUUGGUCUUAGAAUAUUUUCGUGCCAAUCCGAAAGAAUACUCUUGCAAAAAGCUAGUUUUGGGUUCAUUGUUUAUGAAAUUCGUACUAGUAUUUCAUAAAUUGGUCUACCAUUGGUUGCUACUCAUCCCUCCCGUACAGCUCUACUUCAUUAGUCUAUGUUAUUGUUUAUUGUUUAUAGCUUCUGAUGCAGAGAGUAUCUGAUGUUCUAAGUUUCUCCAAGAAUAUCACGGAAUUACAAGAGAAGCAAAUGAAGUUCAAGGCAUUUCUCACGGACAAUGGUGCGAUGCUUUUAGAGAAGAGGUUUUUACCAGCCCUAGACAAAAUGGGAAAAAUAUGCCACAUCUACUUGACUCGAGACCAUGCAUUCUUCCUCCACAACCUCCUCAAUGGUGAUGGAAUCCAGUCCAUUGCACAGUUCCGCAAAGAGGCCCUUUUUGAUGAUUAUCGCAUCUCCAGCCAAAAUGAUGACCGCAUUGCUUUUGCUAUUGACCUAUCCCUUCUCCACCGUGCACUUCGUAGCAUCAUCACCAUAUACAGUGAGUUCAGUGGCAGCCACAGUGAUGGUGCNCCUAACCUUUGA
Ilex paraguariensis (yerba mate) is the source of this 713-nucleotide messenger RNA. The record is from the annotation of a GenBank genome assembly. Lineage: Eukaryota; Viridiplantae; Streptophyta; Magnoliopsida; Aquifoliales; Aquifoliaceae.